AUGGACCAGCUCAGCAGUACCUCUGCAAAACCCUGCUGCAGGGGUGCUGUGUGCUGGUACCCCUGGCUGCAGACGUGGCUAGUGACCACCCUCACCGAGCAACUAGUGCAGGGUGACAGGGCACAGGCUGCCUGGAUUGGGGGUAUCCGGGCUGGCUCUGUCACAUCCUGUGGGAACCAGGUGCAGGCCAGUUGCCACUGGAUCGCCUUCAGUGCCGAGGCAGUGGGUGUGCUGGGCAUCGUGCCGCUGGAGGGCGAGGAUGGAGGCAAGAGGACCGUGUCUCAGCUCUGCUGCCACUCAGAUGUGGUGACGGAUUUCGACUUCUCACCCUUCGAUCAGCUCCUGCUGGCUACAGGCUCUGCUGAUGAGACGGUGAAGCUGUGGCGCCUGCCAGGGAGCAGCCAGGACGUGCCCAGCAGCGCGGGGCUGACGCUGGGGCCCGCUGAGGGGCCCGUGGACGUGCUCAAGUUCCACCCCACGGCAGAUGGUGUCCUGGCCAGCGGCGCCGGGAAGCAAGUCACCCUCUGGGACCUGGGACAGCAGCAGCCACUGGACAAGAAACUGCGGAUCUUUGACCCCCGAGCCAGCCCAGCUGCCUCCCAGAGUGUCCCAGGACAUGAGCACAACAAGGACUCCCGGCUCCUCUGGAUGGGUUCCAGCGAUUGCCUCAUCUCCGUCGGGUUCAGCCAGAUGCGGGAGCGGGAGGUGAAGCUGUGGGACACGCGGCGGCUGCACGGGGCGAUGUUUACCGCCUCACCUGGGGUGGCCAUUCCGCUGUACGACCCUGACACCGGGCUGCUAGUGCUGGCAGGGAAGGUGGGUCCCACGGCAGGGGCAGGGGGGCACAGUGGGGUGCGGGGGGCUGGAGCGGGGAGCAGAAGGGUGCAGGGGGUCACCCAGUGCCGGACAGAGGGCAGCACAAGGGGCCUGGCCACCGUGCCACGCCUGGCCCUGGAUGUCAUGGCCUGUGAGGUGCUGCGUGUCCUGCAGCUCACCGACACUGCCAUCGUCCCCAUCAGCUUCCUGGUGCCACGGCCCAGCUCCCGCUUCCGGCACGCGCAGGGCCGGGUGCUGCACCGGGACACCCACCUGAGCAACCUGCGGGGGCUCAGCCUCACCACGCCGGGCGAGAGCGACGGCUUCUGCGCCAACCCCCGCCGCGUCGCCCUGCCCCUGCUCUCCGCCGGGGGGCAGAUCGCCGUCCUCGAGCUCUCCAAGCCCGGCCGUCUCCCCGACGCAGCCCUGCCCACCAUCCAGAACGGCGCGGCGGUUGGCGACCUCUGCUGGGACCCUUUCGACCCGCGGCGCCUUGCUGGACGUCACACGGAGAAGAUCUACUCCAUCCGUUUCCAUCCCGUGGCAUCCGACCUCCUGGUUUCGUCCUCCUAUGACAUGACGGUGCGGAUCUGGGAGCUGAGCAGCGGGCAGGAAGCCUUGUGCCUGCAGGGACACACAGAUCAGAUCUUCAGCCUGGCCUGGAGUCCUGAUGGGAAGAAGCUGGCGACGGUGUGCAAAGACGGUCGGUUACGACUCUAUGAGCCCCGGAGCAGCCCCCAGCCUCAACAGGAGGGUCCAGGUCCCGAGGGGGGCCGUGGAGCACGCCUGGUGUGGGUUUGUGGUGGCGAUUACCUGCUGGUGUCUGGCUUUGACAGUCGCAGCGAAAGGAAGAUCCUCCUGUACCAGGCACAGGCUCUGCCCGAGGGACCCUUGUCUGUCCUCAGCCUUGACGUGGCCCCAUCCACCCUCCUGCCCUUCUACGAUGAGGACACCAGUGUUGUCUUCCUCACUGGCAAGGGUGACACCAGAGUCUCCCUCUACGAGGUGACACCCAAGCCCCCCUAUUUCCUCGAGUGCAACAGCUUCACCUCCAACGAACCCCACAAGGGCUUUGUCUUCCUGCCCAAAACCAUGUGUGAGGUGCGGGAGGUGGAGUUUGCCCGGGCGCUGCGCCUGGGGCAGAGCACCCUGGAGCCGGUGGCUUUCUGUGUGCCACGUGUCAAGAAGGAGUAUUUCCAGGAUGAUAUCUACCCCCCAACCCGCGUGUGGUGGGAACCAGCCCUGGGUGGCCGUGCCUGGCUGGCAGGGCAGGAUGGGCAGCAGCUCCGGGCCAGCCUGCAGCCACCUGACAUGACACCAGUGAGCCAAGCCCCCAGAGAAGCUCCAGCACGCAAGUUCGUCCCUGCAGCUGUGUACCUGGAGGAGAAGUCUGACGAGCAGAAGAAGGAAGAG
Messenger RNA from Chaetura pelagica (chimney swift), 2229 nucleotides. RefSeq names its product coronin-7-like. The transcript is spliced from 20 exons. The annotation marks the transcript as partial. NCBI's taxonomy places the organism in Eukaryota, Metazoa, Chordata, Aves, Apodiformes, Apodidae. Gene Ontology annotation, molecular function: protein binding. The record is from RefSeq and is a predicted model, not a curated record.